Molecule: messenger RNA, 1800 nt
Organism: Symbiodinium sp. CCMP2592
Lineage: Eukaryota; Dinophyceae; Suessiales; Symbiodiniaceae
Source: the annotation of a GenBank genome assembly
AUGGCGCAAGUCCGUGACAAGCUGGCGGAGCCGUGGAAAGGCGUGAACCUGGGUGGCUGGCUUCUCCUGGAGCCUGGUCCAUCCUACCCACUCUUCACACAGCAUCCUUUGAGGGACAAGAGUGAGGCACGGUGCGAAUGGGACAUCAUGAAGGGCUUGAUUGCCAAGAUGGGCAAAACCGGAGCAGCCGAAGUGUUGCGAUCUCACCGGGAGACUCACAUGACGAAGGCAGACUUUCAGCGGAUGCGAAGCUGUGGUCUCAAUGCCGUGCGCCUGCCCUUCGGCUACUGGGUGGUCACGGAACCCAGGCCCAAGGAGCCUUACGUCGGUCCGGCCUUGGAGUACAUCGACCGGGCGGUCUCUUGGGCCGAGGAGUUUGAUCUUCAGAUCGUGCUUGAUUUGCACGGAUGUCCUGGUGGUGAGAGUCCGGAGGCUCCCUGCGGCCGGCGCCAGCGGCCUGAGAGCCGAUGGAACUGGAAGCAGUGGGACUUCCAGGCCUCACUCAAGGUGCUGCAGAUCCUGGCACGGCGUUAUGCCCAGCACUCCUGCGUCACGGGCAUCGCGGUUUGCAACGAACCAUCGGGGGAAGUUCCGGCCAAAGCCCUUAUCUCGUAUUACUCGAAGGCUGUGGACGUCAUACGCAAGGCGGGAAUGGACGCACAGAGGGUUGCGGUGGUCUUGCCCGUGUUCCAGCGCCCGGAAGGUGAGGAGGACUUCAUCAAAAAGUGGUCCAAGUCCACGAAAGGACGACAUCGCAACGUGUGCUUCGAUGUGCACUGCUACCAUUGUUUCGAGAACCAGUUCCAUGGGAAGACUUUUGCGGAGCAGCUACGAGCCGUGGAGGCCAAUACCGAGAUGUUCAAGCAGCAUCCCAUGGUUGCAGGGGAGUGGUCCCUGGGUCUCGGCCAAGCCACCUGGUGCACCUGCGGCGAUUUGGAUGAGGACACCGUUCUGAGCAUCUUCGGUGCCCAGCAGCAGGAGGCCUUCAAGAGCGCCUCUCACGGCUCCUUCUUCUGGAACUGGAAGGAGGAUCCUGAGAACAAGGAGUGGCACUUCCAGCACUCCUGCGACUCCGGGCUUCUUUCCCGGCCUCCCUUGUCGCUUCCCCCUUGGGAUCGCCAGGGUGAGGACCCAUUGGAGGAGCUGCUCCAUCCCUCCCCGGAAGACCCUGUCGUCUACUAUGGUGACACCGUCUACCUUCGUGUGUUCCAUGGUCGGUACAUCGAGGUACAAGGAAAGACUGUUGAUUGCAAUUGGCCAGACAAAGGAAUCUGGCAGGCCUUCUCCUUCUGCGCAUCUGAUGGGGAUGCUGCAAAGGAGAAGGGCAGCAGGCGUCCCGUGCGACAUCGUGACAUGCUGCGGAUCCGCGCUCACAGCGGAAGCUUCCUGGCCGUACCCAGCAACGCUGCCACCGGCGCAUCUGUGACGACUACGCGCAGCAAAUCCUGCGCAGAAGCCGAGUUCGAGGUGUUUCUCCAGCACACCAGCGUCUUAAAGCAUCGCGGGCUGGCAUACUUCUUCAGCCGGGCGACUGCCACCACUCUCGACGCAGACGAGGACGAGUCGGGCAUCCGCGCUCGCUGGGCGGAUUUCGGAGAUUGGCAGGCGAUUGCAGUUGAGCGACCUCCAGAGAUGCAGCGCCAUGUGGCCUUGGGAAGUCUGACGAAAGAACCGCCGCGUCAAAGACAGCGAGGCCGACGUGGAUCAAAGGACAGUCCAGUCAAGGCAGCAGUGGAACGUCCGUCGCCUGGCGGAGCAGUAAAGCGCAAAGCUCUUGAAUUGGAGAGCGGCUCAGCGUAG